UGGCACCUGGUCGGCACCAUCUGUGUCCUGCUCUCCUUCCCCUUCAUCUUCAGCCCCUGCCUGGGCUGCGGGGCGACCACGCCCGAGUGGGCCGCACUCCUCUACUACGCGCCCUUCAUCGUCAUCUUCCAGUUCGGCUGGGCCGCUACGCAGAUCGCCCACCUCAGCCUCAUCCCUGAGCUUGUCACCAACGACCACGAGAAGGUGGAGCUCACCGCUCUCAGGUACGCCUUCACCGUGGUGGCCAACAUAACCGUCUAUGGCGCCGCCUGGCUCCUGCUCCACCUGCAGGCAUCUUCGCACGUGGGGCCCAUCCAGGAUGUCAGCGACCAGCUGGGGGUCCAGGACGUGCCUGUGUUUCGGAACCUCGCCCUGUUGGUGGUGGGCAUCGGUGCUGUCUUCUCAAUACUGUUCCACCUGGGCACCAGGGAGGGGCGCCGGCGGCAGGUGGAGGCGCAGGACGAACACACCCCACUGCUGGCCCCCGCCGCGGCCCAGCCCUUGCUGCUCUGGAAACACUGGCUUCGGGAGCCGGCCUUUUACCAGGUGGGCCUGCUGUACAUGAGCACGAGGCUCAUUGUGAACCUGUCCCAGACGUACAUGGCCAUGUACCUCACCUACUCCCUCAACCUGCCCAAGAAGUUCAUCGCCACCAUCCCGCUGGUGAUGUACCUCAGUGGUUUCUUCUCCUCCUUCCUUAUGAAGCCGGUCAACAAGUGGAUCGGGCGGCACAUGACCUACUUCACGGGCCUCCUGCUGAUCCUGGCCUUCGCGGCCUGGGUGGCGCUGGCAGAUAGGCUGGGUGUGGCUGUGUAUACAGUGGCUGUGCUGCUGGGCAUGGGCUGUGCCACCAUCCUCGUCACCUCCCUGGCCAUGACGGCUGACCUCAUUGGCCCCCACACGCACAGUGGAGCCUUCGUGUAUGGCGCCAUGAGCUUCUCGGAUAAAGUGGCCAAUGGGCUGGCAGUCAUGGCCAUCCAGGGUCUGCAUCCCUGCUCCUCGGAGCUCUGCUGCAAGGCCUGCGUGGGCUUCUACCACUGGGUAAUGGUGGCCGUGACGGGCGGCGUGGGCGUGGCCGCCACCCUCUGUCUGUGCAGCCUCCUCAUCUGGCCCAUCCGCCUGCGUAGCUGGGCCCCUGGAGCCCAGCCCUGACGUCCCCCCAAGGCCUCCUGCCCAGUGCAAAGGACUGCGACCACGCACAUUCCACGCCCUGCUCUCAGGUCCCCACCCCUCCUUCCUGGCCCAGCUGUGGAGUCAGCGGGUGAGGGCAGGACCCCGGCUGGGGCGAUAGCUGGCUAGGCUCUCUGGUAUCCAGGGGCCCACGGGUUUAGGGGUGCCCCGGCCUAACGGACAACCGGGGGUACCAUGUUGCGUGAGGCAGGGUGUGUAGGUCCUGGGGCCCGGCUGGGGUCUCCACUCAGGGACAGCGUUGUCGCUGAGCCCUUCUGGAGCGGGGGAUGGGGAGCCCAGCCUCGGCUCCCUGCUCCCAGGAUGCUGCUGAUGGUGAAUAAAGAGCCGCCCACACGAGGACUGGCCUUAGCUGUCUGCCUGGGCCCCGGGCGGGGAGGGCAGUGGCUGCCCUGCACCUGUGCCGCUGGGGACUUGCUGGAGACUCCCUUUUUUACCUGACCACCCAGCACCCUGGGCCCCAGAUGUGGACAGAAGCCCAGGAAGAGGCGUGGCGUCGCCGCAGAGGGACAGUCUUUAUCAGAGGGUGGGCGUGUGGACAGCGGGGGGCCGCUGGCCGAUGGCCGGGCAGUAGGGUUCCAGGUCCCACUGCCGGUAGUUCUGGGUGGUGUAGCGUGGCCGCUGCUGUGCUGACAGGUCGGGCACGUAGUCGGAUACCCUGCCCAGUGGCUCCACCCCGUACCGGUGCCUGUUGACCACUGUGGGGCAGGACCUGGGUCACCUCCUGGCCCCAGCUUCCUGGCCCCAGGCAGUUUCACCCCCAGUGCCCGCGACCCUGGCCUCACCAUAUUCCUUGCCCCGGAUGGGUCUGUCUUUCCACAGCAUGGUCCCCCACCGCGUGCUGGGGGCCCUGUGCUGGGUGGGCACGAUGGGGUCGUACCAGGCGGUCUCCCGGAGGUGCUGGGUGUAGGCUGCGGGAGAGUGGGAGGGAGGUCGUCUCUGGCCCUUGCUCUCCCUUGGGGCUGGCCCGGAUCAGGGCGGGCAGGCCUGGCACUCACCCGAGGGCAUGCUGCGCUCCCGGUGGCCGUAGCAUCCUUGCCAGUGGGCGUAAGCCUCACGGUAGGGGCUGUCCAGGGACCUGGGGAGCGUGUACCAGGCUUCGCGGAAGUCCGAGUUGGUUAGGCCUGUGUACCAUGACUGGCCGGCCGCGUCUCGUCCCAUGGGCGUGUACUUCCAGCGCACUGCCUGUCUGAUGGCCGGCGUCCAGCGGGGCCCCGCCAGGGAUAGGUAGUCAUCACUGAGGGCCAAGGGAGGGGACAGGCUGAGCCUGGGGCUGUCCUCUGCUCGUCGCUAGGAUGGGCCUUUUACCCCCUUUGCCACGUCGCGGCAUCGAGGGAGCGAAGGCCUGGCCUGCCCUGUGGGGCCUUCUCCAUCUCAGCUGCGAGUCCCAGAGUGGGAGGCCCUCUCCUCUGUCGCGUCCUCCCAUGAACCUCUCAACGUUUCAGCUCUCCUCGACUCUCCCCCAGGGGACUCCAGGCAAUGGGGUACAAAAGCUGUGGCCACUCCUGGGCUCCUAAAGUCCUUGUCCAGCCUCUCACGUGCAGGCCCCUUCCUCUGGGAAGCCCCCCCGGCCUGGAGGCACACCGGGAAGACAUGGUCUCGGCUGAGCAAGAGGCUUGAGGAGACCAUGGGGGGUCAUGUCAUCAUCCACCCAGUCAUCAGGGACCAGCUGGGGGUGAGAACGAGCUCACAGUUAAAGGACAAACUAGGUAGCUACACAUUUGUGCCUGUUCCGGGGCCUCUGGUGCCAGAGCCUGUCCUAGGCUGCGAGCACCAGGGCUUCCCCAAGGAGGUGGUGGCCCACUCCAGGUGGAGAGAGUGACAUGCACAGGCCCAGAGGCAGCAGAGGAUGGUUUAAGGGACAGAGAGGCCGCAGUGCAGACAGGUUAGUGAAAACGGGCUGAUGGCAAAAAUCAAACCUCAGUAAGUUCCCAUUAAAACUAAACAUGAGGAAAAGCGGAAAACCCCGAAGUUGGCGAAGCUGCAGGGAAACCUGCUUAAGCAGAAAGCGUGGAUGGCGCUUCCCCCCAGAGGGCAUCUUGGCAGCACUCCUGCCCAGAGACAGACGAGCGUAUGCUCUUUCCCACGAGCUCGGUCCUGGGACUCGCCUGGGGUGGAGCUGGCGCCCCAGGAUGACCCCAGCAGGCCACUGACUGGACGCCUUCAUCUCUGCCGCGGAGCCCAGCUCAGUCCUCGCUCGGCAUCAAAACCAGAAACACGCCUCAGAAAAGGUGGGAUGAGCCGGGUCGGUUCUGGACACCAGCCUCAGGGAUCUGACGCAGACUGGGUUUGCCACCCAGAGGGACAGAUCAAGAUCGCCUGGGGUGUCCCGUGCUCUGAACAUACAAUGACUGUCCGCCCGCCCCAGCCGCCAGCCUGGACUGCCCCGAUCAUCCCUGCGGCCUUCCAGAAGUGGCCAGUGUGUGCGCCCUCCGGGACAGAAACGUGGGAGCCUGCUGCCCUUUCUAAAAUUUUCUUGGAAAUGGAGUGGCGUGAAGAGCACUCAUGGAUCAGCUUUUGUUUUCACUGCUGCUGAAUAUUCACUGUAACUGACUGGGAAUCGCCUGUUAAUGGGUGGUCUAGUAGGUUGGGUGUCCCCCCAAAUUCACAUCCACCGGGAACCUCAGAACGUGACCUGAUGUGAACAGGGUCUUAGCGGGCAGAUGCUGAGGCCACAGUGGGUUAGGAUGGGCCCCAGUGUCCCUGUAGGGAGAGGGGACUCUGGACACACACGAGAGGUCACGGGGAGACUGAAGCAGAGAUGGGGUGGUGCGUCGACAAGACCAGGGACACCAAGGACUGCCAGUGGGUCGUCGGAACCGGGGAGAACACGGAGCAGGUUCUCCCUCACGGCCUUGGGAGGAAUUAGCCUUGAUCCUGGAUGAGCUUCUGGCCUCCAGAACUGGGAAAGAAUAAACUUCUGGUGUUUGAGCUG
This is a messenger RNA of Pteropus alecto (black flying fox), 4123 nucleotides long. It is a transcript of the gene MFSD12, whose product is annotated as major facilitator superfamily domain containing 12. Lineage: Eukaryota; Metazoa; Chordata; Mammalia; Chiroptera; Pteropodidae. The transcript is spliced from 10 exons. Gene Ontology annotation, cellular component: membrane. Gene Ontology annotation, molecular function: symporter activity. The record is from RefSeq and is a predicted model, not a curated record. The annotation marks the transcript as partial. Gene Ontology annotation, biological process: carbohydrate transport.